UUAACUUCUCAAAUUUGGUUUGAUAAAAUAAUAGUAUCUCAUGAACACAUUUUCCUUGUUCCCCACGCUCCCACCGAACACUCCCACACUCCAGUCAGUGUGCAGACCGUGCCUGAGGGCCCCGUGGAGGAUGAACCAUGCCCCCACGUUGGACUAUGAGUUGCUGCUGUCCCCAGCCAGCUCGUCCUUGGGGGGCAGCUCUGGAGGGGGCAGCAGCAGCCCACCAGUAGCCCUGGUCGGGGUGGACAAUGAGCAGCGCACGGCCUUGGCCUUCGUAGGCCUUCUCAUGCUGUUCCUCAUCUUCCUGCUGGUCAGGUGCUUCAGGAUCCUGCUGGACCCUUACAGCCGCAUGCCUGCAUCAUCCUGGACUGACCACAAGGAGGGGCUGGAGAGGGGACAGUUUGAUUAUGCACUUGUGUAACAUAGACACAUUUAUGAAUACUCUUUGACUCUGAGGGUUGACUAGGUAAUAGUUUAGGUCUUACUGCAGGGGAAAUUACUUAUUUAUAAAGACAUAGGAAUUAAGAGAGCCACAGAGUUCUGCAAUGGACAGAGCUUUUUGAUGAAGCUGCCUUAACUUGUAACUUUACAAAGAUGUAGUACACCCAAAUGCCACAUCAGGGCAACAUUCAAAAUGAGUUUAUAAACUACAGUGUGUCAUUCUGGCCCUGCACUUCUUCUGCGGUCAUCUUACUGACUUUUUUGCCCCUUUAAAAUAAUAGGACACACAAAUGUGCUAAAUGCUUAUUAGAAACCUCAGACGCUCACGUUUGAAUAUUAUAUUUAACUGAAGUGUUCAGAUGCUUCCAACUGUUUGAGCUUGUAGUUUGUUUUCAUCUAAUUUUGUCUGUGUAUCUCUGUGUCUAAACUGAUAAGCCAUAUUGAACUUACUGUUAUCUCUUGUAGAGUCUAUGUCACAUGGUUGUAAACUUGCUUUAUUCAGCCUAUCAAGUGUGCUGCUAACAAAGCAAAUUGCAACCUUUCUGUAAAACAAAGCUUUAUUUUUCUACCCUGAACUCCAGUUUCGGAGCCUCUGUUUUGCUAUGUCUUUGUCCUUUAAUAGUGUGUAGGUUUUGGAGCUUGUAAUGCAGCCACAA
Molecule: messenger RNA, 1097 nt
Organism: Periophthalmus magnuspinnatus
Lineage: Eukaryota; Metazoa; Chordata; Actinopteri; Gobiiformes; Gobiidae
Product: cortexin-1-like
Exons: 1
Coding region: 41-421 (126 amino acids)
Source: RefSeq, a predicted model, not a curated record